This is a messenger RNA of Amoebophrya sp. A120, 205 nucleotides long. The record is from the annotation of a GenBank genome assembly. Lineage: Eukaryota; Dinophyceae; Syndiniales; Amoebophryaceae.
AGACGCGCGGCGGCCGAUCAAAGUGGCCCAGCCUUUGGCCCGUGUCCACGUCGCCUACGACUACACCGGCAGACUUUUAACGAGGAGACUGGCCCAGCUCGUUUGUCGCGACAAGGACGGGCAAGAUAAGCACCGCCGCGGCUGGUGCGUCGUGGGAGCGACGCCGGCGGAGUCGGCUCGCGCCCCCAGACCACCGCAAUGCAGG